AUGAGGAGCUUAUACUUAUUGUGUAUCAUAUUAUCCAUAAGCUUAGUAAAAGGUAACGACCCUAAAGUUUUAAACAUAGCAUUGCCAGAUCGCAAUAUUUUUUUUAUUCAAGAACAUCCAAAUGAAAAUUAUACUCACGUCCAAUUUGAUCCACAAUCUGAUUGCAGAGUUACGACCGUUUAUGAUAGUGGAGCUGACAUUUGGAAAUCUGAUGGGUCCGAUAACACUUUUCUUUUGAGGGCAGAUGUUUUCUUUAAAAAAAGAGUUGCCCAAUUGGUCCAGCUGAAUAUUUACAUGGAAAGAAUAGAUAUAACUAAAUAUUAUGUGAGAGAAAGGGGAGGGAAAUUCGUUGAAAAGCACGAAGAUAUGUUCAAUGCUUGUAAACAAGCGGAUAUGUAUUUCUGCGGAGAUUUAGUACUAGAAUUCAAACGUGGGUUUAGUUUCAACUUUUUUAAAAAGGAAAGAAUUAUAGUAUUCGGGAAAAAAUUCGUAAAGUUUGUAACCGCUGAAGGUGUAGAUGUAGCCAGAUUGACGAAUGGGAGAGAAAUUAUACUUGAUAAUAUUUUGGACCAAUAUUUUAGCUACGUGAUUUACUUUCAUGUCGAAGGAGUCAAUGAGAUGAUUAAAAUUGUAGUAAAUGGUCUUGAUGGACAUUACACAUACCAUUACUACGAAUUUUAUGAUCAAGCAUGGAAUAGAUCUACUGCAUCAAGGUUGGAAGAGUUAUAUAAAUCACCCGAAACGGCUGAUGAGCACAAAGUUGAAGAGAAAUGGGAAGAAGCUGAUGAAACUAUACCAAGACCCGACUUAACAGAGUCUCUUGCAUUACCUCAUUCAGGUGAAGAUACAGGAGAUGUGGGAUCUGGUAAACUUACAAUACCAAAGGAUCCUCACAUUAAACAUCAUCUGGUACUUGGUUCACCUUAUGACACUGAAUUAUUUGAUGUGUCAGAUCAUCCUACAGAUGGGCUAGUUACAUUUAAAGUUAUUAUACCAGAAUUUAAACAUUUAACAAAGGUAAGCUGCAAUGGAUUUGAUUGGGUAAUCGACCCCUAUACUGAAAUAUCCUACGACAUGGUUACUGCCUACUUUUACAAAAAUACUUUUCAUUUGCUAAAAUUCGAUGUUACGAAGAUAGAUAAAAUUUUGGAAGUUGAUUAUAUCACGGUCUUUGAUGGCAAAUACAUUUCCAAAUCAAAGUACCUAGAAUGUCUCGAACGUUUGAUUGAAGCUGAUUCUGAGUCCCUAUCUGACCAGAUGUUUCUUUCCAAAAGUCCGACAACUGAUGUAUCAACGCAUCCAGAUUCAUCUGAAAGGCUUAUUGAAUUUGACUUAGAUGCUGUUAAAGUGGAAUCCUUGUACAUAAGGAGAUUUUCUGAAGAAGGUCAGAAUCCAUACUGGAGGUAUAGAACUAAAGAUGGGUACUAUAUAAAUAAAAUAACACUCAAAGGAAAGGAAGUUUGGAGAGCAUAUUUGCCAAAUGAAAGAGCAACUAAAGGGACUUUGUACUUUUUAAAUGAUGAACCGGGAUAUUUGAAUUUAACCAUUCCAGAAUUACCUCGCCCAAAUAAUAAUAUAACCAUUGAUCUUGUGUCAGGUAGAAAGAUACCGAAUUUCUCAAUAGAAGUUUUAAAAAGAGUUUUUAUGGCAUUUGACCCUGAAACUUCUCUUUCCUUCAACCUUACGGAUCCCAUUGACUACACUGUAUUUAGAAUUGAUAAAAAACAACACAGAGAUUUUGUUUGUCGGGAUUUUAGAAUUGUUGGUAGGAUAAUUUCCAGCGUCUUCCACCACAAAGACCAAGUUACACCAAGAAACAUGAUACCCUUUACUGACCUUCAAGUCUACUAUUAUCAGAGAUCUCCCAUAUUGUUUAUCGCUGAUCACAUUCUUUAUCCUCAAGUCUUUAUGAACGCAGCAUCUGGCUGGAGAACCUCUAACGUCUCAUCUCUGGAAAGUGAUUUGGAUGAUAUUAAAAGUUACUUGGAUGGUCCUCACUUGGGGACUUCUCGUUCUCUUUACCUUUCUUACGAAGAUUACCUUCCUACUAGUUUUGAGGUCGAGGUUCGCAAAAAGAAUCAAAUAACUUCAAAGACUUUUCUGCCCACCUUAAAGAGCCUUAUCACUUUGAUAUCAUGCAAUAAAGCAACUGUUUACGGUUCUAGUAGUUCGAUUUCUUCAGGUGUUAGAUUUUACAUAAAGGACGAAAGGCCUUACAAGGCUGAGGUCCACCGAGUUGUUGGGGAGGGCGUAAGCAAGUUAAUAUUUAAAGUUUUUGAUGAGACAAACGGAAUUCCCUCUUGGAAAGACAUCGACGAGGAUGAUUUUAAUAAAAUUUAA
Molecule: messenger RNA, 2340 nt
Organism: Theileria annulata
Lineage: Eukaryota; Apicomplexa; Aconoidasida; Piroplasmida; Theileriidae
Exons: 1
Coding region: 1-2340 (779 amino acids)
Source: RefSeq, a predicted model, not a curated record